Limulus polyphemus (Atlantic horseshoe crab) is the source of this 670-nucleotide messenger RNA. RefSeq names its product homer protein homolog 2-like. The record is from RefSeq and is a predicted model, not a curated record. Gene Ontology annotation, biological process: regulation of store-operated calcium entry; G protein-coupled glutamate receptor signaling pathway. The transcript is spliced from 4 exons. NCBI's taxonomy places the organism in Eukaryota, Metazoa, Arthropoda, Merostomata, Xiphosura, Limulidae. Bases 109 to 546 code for a protein of 145 amino acids. Gene Ontology annotation, cellular component: dendrite; plasma membrane; cytoplasm. Gene Ontology annotation, molecular function: G protein-coupled glutamate receptor binding.
AUGGAUAGGUGAUAAUUGAUCAGCGGUGAGAUGUAAACACUGAGACUAAAUUUAUCAUCGUCUUGAGGGGCUGUCAAGACAAGAGAGUAUUAAUUGACCAAAGGGCAUAUGACCAUAGAGGGAAGUAACAUGGGGGAACAGCCCAUCUUUACUACCAAAGCUCAUGUCUUUCACAUUGACCCCAAGACUAAGCGAGCGUGGAUUCCGGCUAGCUCUCAAGCCAUCAGUGUUAGCUUCUUUUACGACUCCACAAGGAAUUUUUACCGAAUUAUAAGUGUAGAAGGGACCAAGGCUGUGGUCAACAGUACCGUAACUUGUAACAUGACAUUCACAAAGACGUCUCAAAAGUUUGGACAAUGGUCAGAUGUCAAGACUGGUACAGUGUAUGGCCUGGGCUUUCCGUCUGAAGGAGAUUUAAACAAGAAUUCUAAAGAAAUAUUUGAUUGUACUGAUGGAAACUGGCAGUUACGUAACCUCUACCCCGCGGUGGACAGAGUGCAUAUAGCCCAUUGUUUAGCUUUGCACUUAGAAACAACAAGAACAUAACUUUUUCAAAUGAACUUUUAUUGAUGCACGUAUAAAUCAAUAUCGAUUAUUUAUUUAGCGAAACGGACGAUUAAAAAAAAGCCUGUUAUCAAAUUUGUCAACACCUACUCAAUAUUAACGUUAA